AAAGUUUUCAAACAAAAAUGGCGACCUCAGGAGACGAACGUGGAAAACCGAGGGUGCUAAUUUUAGGCGGGACUGGUUUUAUUGGCCGAAACCUUGUCACCUACCUUGUGGAAAAUGGUUUGGUUUCAAAGGUGUGUGGAAUGCAUAAAUAUUAAGGUUCGUGUGGCAGACAAAGUCCCACCAGCCCUAGCGUGGCUAAACCAGAAACAUAAGGAUGUAUUUAACGACCCGGUGGUGGAGUUCAAACAGUCCAGCCUGAUCAGUCCAGCAUCAGUUGUCAGUGCCUACAGUGAUCCUGAGGGUGAAUAUGAUUUUGUUAUCAACCUUGCUGCAGAAACCAAAUAUGGACAGACAGACGCGGUAUACCAGGAAGGGACGGUGAACCUGAGCAUGAACUGUGCACGAGAGGCAGCCAAGCGUAACAUACGAAUGUUUGUAGAGUUCUCGACAGGACAAGUGUAUGCUGCAGACAAGAAACCUGCCCAUGAAGAUAGUAAAAUAGAACCGUGGACUGUGUUAGCCAAGCAUAAACUGGAGGUGGAGAAACGGCUGAGGAAUCUCGGAGGGCUCAAUUAUCUCAUUGUCAGACCUGCCAUUGUGUACGGCUCGGGGGACAAAACAGGAUUAGCCCCUCGUUUGAUCAUAGGUGCAAUCUACAAGUACACACGGCAGAAAAUGAAGAUGUUGUGGACCAAAGACCUCCAGAUGAACACAGUUCAUGUCAAUGAUGUGUCUCGUGCCGUGUGGCAUCUUUGUAACUAUGGUAACAAAGGUCAGGUGUACAACAUCGUUGACAACAGCAACACCACACAAGGAAGAGUCAGUGAGCUGGUGUCAGAAAUAUACGGCAUUAAGUACGACUUCAUGGGGUCUGUAGUCUCCAAUAUAGCAAGAGUAAACAUGACAUCCGUAGUGGAGGACAUCAAUGACCGACACAUGCAGCCAUGGGCGGACGCGUGCGAACGUGACGGAAUAGUCAACACACCACUUAAUCCAUUCCUAGACCAGGAACUUUUGUACAAUAAGAACUUAGCUCUGGACAGUUCCAAGUUAAAAGCCACUGGAUUUACGUACAGUAUACCAGACUUAACAGUAGGAAGUCUUAGAGAGAUUUUAGAUGAUUAUAUUAAAUCCGGACUCUUUCCACAUUCACUGUUGUCUGCUGAGAUGUUGUGGAAUGGUGUUGGGGAAGGUGAGACAGAGGAAAUUCUGGUGGAGCAGAAUGGUUCAGAGAAUUCCUAGCAGUUUAUUUCCAGUAUUGCAUUUCUAUCCACAUUCCACGUUGUAUGAUGCUUAUCUCACGGUUUUAAAUGUGUCCUUGUUAAAAGUGUGCAUGACAGAAAAUGAAAGCUACUUGUACUUGUGUUUUCAAAGGUUAAUUUGAAAAGCAUUCCUCGGAAUAUUUUUUUUUCCAGGCAAUAUUAUUUUGGAAUUCUACAGAUAUUGAAGAUAUUUGUAUUUGUAUGUGUGAAGCUGCAUUUGAUAUUGUUAGCCAUUUACAUAUUUUAUGCAUUUCAUUUACGGUGCGCAUUUUAUGUCAACAUUUUUAAAUAGAAUCCCACUGAGCUCAAUUUAUGCUUGUGUACUAUUGCAUUCCUUGUUUACGUAGUAGUGAAGUGCUUACAUAGAGUUUAAUCUGCUGUUCCCAUAUAGGGCCACACACACAGACAUGUUCUGUGAUUCAAUGAUUGAAAUAAACAUUGGUUGUUUCCCCUCUUUCUUGAUCCACUAUUUUGAUUAGGUAGGUAGGAAAAUAUUUUUUCACAGGAAGCGUAAAUUUAAAUAAAUAACAUUCAAUGAGCCUGUCACUUAAUAAGUGACCCCUAGUUUGGCUAAACUUUUUUUUCUCAGCUCCGAAAAAGACAUAGAAAAAAGUGAAGAAAUCUAUUUUUUUUUGGGGGGGGGGGGGGGGAGAAAUAAGUCUUUGCAAUUUGUCUUCAUGUGUAGGAAAUGGGGAAGAAAACAAUUUCAAUUGUAGUCAGGCUGAAUCAACGGGUAGGAAUGAACUAGUUGAUGUACGAUUGACUCUUUUACGAUGACGAUUUUAACCCUUAAGAAAUUUAAAAUCUACAGUGCUCAACAUGGGAAUGCUGUUUUUUCUCAAUUUUGUUCAAAAACUUGUCACAAGUCAACAUAUCAUUUACUGCAUUUAUUUUUAUUGUAUGGAUUACAGUCACUGUUGCUUAAUCAUUCAUACAGAAGUUGUUCCAGGAGACUUCUAGCAAGCGGUGUUUUUUAUCCACUUUUUGCUCAUUACCAAAGACUAUUCAGGCAUCCUCCUUAACCAUCCAACACCCGUCAGACACAAUGAAAUUUCCUUCUUUUUUUUCUCUCUCUCUUUUUUAUGAAAUCUGUAUUCUCCUUUUUUUUGUUCAGACCAGAUGAUUUUUUAAAGGAAAAAGAAAAACCAAAGGGGUAUGUUUAUUGAAACAACUGAAAUGAUACUAUGGAUGGUGUGACAUAACGAUGUCAAAGGUCAUGCAGACUUAGAGGUCAAAUGCUGGCCAAGGCUGUGUUAAGCCUUAAAGCAUUCACCUGUACUGGAUUUAGAAAUUUUAUUGUUUGUCAUUGCAAUAUUUACUUUAGUGUAAUUUUUAUAAAAAUUGAUAUGCCUGUUGGUGAGGUAACCAUGGCAACUACAUUCUGUACAUAGACAGUAUCUAUACAUUCCUAACUUCAUAAUGUAUGGUGUAUUUUUAAUAUGUACAAUGUAUGAGGGGCAAGAUCGAAAGUAAGUUCAAUGUCUGACAAAACUAAAUUUGCAUAGUUUUCAUCAAGACCCCCACCCCCACCCCUCCACCCCCUGACCCCUCUUAAAUCAAAAUAUGAUGAAUGUUGGUCCAAAUUGAUUAUCAAGUACUUACGAACAAAUAACCUUCUAUAUAUCAUGUUAUAUAUAUUUUUCCAACUGUUUAUUUAUAAAUGAAAAGGAUUAUGUAGCCUUUAAAUGCCACUUUAAGGGUACAUCAAAAUGUGCCAAAUAAAAAGUCAUGGAAUCAAUGUCAGAUGACAGAGACACUUGGGCAAGUAAAUAACACACACACACACACACACACACACCCAACUACAUGAAUUUAGAUUUUAUCCAACUUCUUUUGAUCUUGCCUCUAAUGUGUAUUGAAGGUUUUAGUAUGACUUGUACAAAUGUCUGUACAUCAUAUUUUUGAGAAUAGAAAUUGUGUUCAUUUAUUUAAUCAGGGGGCAUAUUGUUUUUGUCCUGUCUGCUAUUCUGUAAUUCUGUCCAAAACUCGAAACUUCCUAUUAACUUUUGAACUGAAGAAAAAAUUCAAAGUUUAGCAAAAUGAUAGAAACAUAUAACUGUUUUUAUAUUUCAUUUCAACAAACAUUCUCAACCAUUUUUGUGAAAGAAACAACAGCUGCAUAAAUUUUAAGGGACAGAGAUCGGUAUUGACAUUGCUGUGGUAUCUAUCUCAUGAAAUUGGGAUCAGUAUUAACAUACAGGUGGAUAUUUUGUCUUCACAACUGUCACUCUCUGGGGCAUUUGUAUUUAUCAAACAAAUCUCUUUUUUUAUUUAUUUAGAUUUUGAGUCUUGGAAGUAGAUGUGUAUGUCUUGACCAGUACUCUGGCUGUAGACCGGACUGAUGCUAAUAAUUUUUGACACCAUUGUAAAGUGCUGCAUGACAUGGUGCUGUUUGUGUGCAACAUUUGCUUUAUAUGGAAAUCUCAUUGUUUUCAGUUUUAGAAGAAUUUGCUUUUUAUCUGAUACAUAGCAGGUCUUGUUUUAUCAAAUGACUUUUUAGCUGAAUGCUCAAGCAGACUUCUCAUAUAGACUGAUGGAAAUUUGCCUUGUCAUCUGUGUAUACAUGUAUUUGAAUUUCCAAUAUGUUUUUUUUUUUUUUUUUGCCUUCGAUAUCUUUACCAAUUGAAGUGAUUGUCAUUUCCUCAUGAAUGCGAACAAUAUGUGUAUUAUUACAGGACCACAAUAGGGGAUUCAAAGUUUCACAAUGGAAACUAUAGGAAAAUUCUGUGAGAAUUGUCUCAAGAAUCACAAGGCACUAUAUGAUAUGGAACACCCUUACGAAGUGCAGAUUCUAGCUAAUUGAAUUGACCCCAUGAUCCGCAAAAUCACUGUGAGGCCAGAAUAAACCUUUGAAAGUUUUAGGAGGUUUUUUUUUUUUAAAUCCUUUCAAGAAAUGCAAGGACUUAAAUUGAAAUUGAAGUUUGUUGACACCUAAGCCUUAGGAAUUAAGUGGCACCUAUAAACAAUACAAUACAGUUUUCUACAGGAUAAAACCUUCCAAUAGGACUGUCUAGAACCACCCGUGUAGUAUAUCUGAUGUGCAAAUGUAGUCCAAUAGCACUCACACUUGUUCACACCGCGAUCCUUGAGGAACACUAGAGGGGUAUCAAGUUUUAUGUGUUUUAUACAUGGGAGCAUUUUAUAAAACUGGCGGAUCCAAAUCCAUAAAAAAUAUGGUGGAAAAUGCAACUUUUCUGGUUUUUCUUGUUUUAAGAGUAUUUUCUAAGAGUGAAUACAUUUAUUUUAUUUUGACUCAUGUUUCAUUAUGUAUUCAUUAAUUUUGCAAUAAUUGUCAAUAUAUGCAAGAAUCCUACAUCCUCUUGUUAUGAUUAAGGAAGUGUUUUACAAGUUAUAAAAAGACAGUUCGACCAAAAAAAAUCAAAAAUCCUGAAGAAUUCAAAAUGCUGAAUAGUUGAAUGUAUGGCGUUACAUAUUAAUCAUUCCAACUUAACGGUAAAGAGCAAAUUAGAUGGAUAUUUGUUUGGACGGAAAACAGGAAAUCCUGAAAAAGCAAACGCAGUUUUCAGCGAAAAUGAUUUUACUGUUGUUCAUUUUUUAAUUUGCCUCUACUCUGUGAUCAAAUGUGUAUGUUUUUGAGUUGGCACUAACGAUUUAUUACAAGGAGCUGUGUUUAUCAUCAGAAAAAAAAGUUAUUUUAAUGUAAUUAAUUUUACAAAGUCUCCAUGUUAUAAGACAGUAUUGUGUAUUGCUGACAUUUUGUAUCUUUCUUUGCAUAUCAUUUUCAGUGUCUGGUGUACACCAUUUUGAUGUCGUUUACAAUUGUUACUUUUUUUCAAUGAUUAACAUUUUGCCAAACAUGAUUUGUUAUUAUUACAACACAAAGCCAAACAAUAAAUUUUUAUUCAAUAUGUAA
This is a messenger RNA of Ostrea edulis (European flat oyster), 5136 nucleotides long. RefSeq lists its product as uncharacterized. Lineage: Eukaryota; Metazoa; Mollusca; Bivalvia; Ostreida; Ostreidae. Bases 115 to 1242 code for a protein of 375 amino acids. The record is from RefSeq and is a predicted model, not a curated record. The transcript is spliced from 13 exons.